AUGCACGUCCAGGCGCAGCCGUCGGAUCAGAGCACCAGCAAGGCCAACAAGUUCUGUAUCGAAGCCGAUCUCUUAAUCCCCGGCAAAGGAGAUCCCAUCCGCAAUGGCUGUCUCAUUAUCGAGGACGACAAAAUCCUCUACGCCGGCAAAGCCUCAUCCAGCGAAGCUCUAGCCCAAGCCGCAGACCUCCCCAAAACGCACGUCAAGGUGGUGAUGCCAGGCAUGUGGGACUGCCAUGUUCACCUCGUUGGCGCGCAGAGUUACGAUCCGGCGGCCUUCAUUGAAAUCGGCACCAAACAGGCCCUCGCUGGUGCCAGAGCUGCUCGUGAUUGCAUGAUUCUCUUGGACGCUGGCUUCACGUCCGUACGAGAAAUGGCCGGCUUCGGCGUCCAGCUGGCUCGAGCCGUCAAAGAGGGAACUCUUGCGGGACCGAAUAUCUACUCUGCCAACUGUAUCAUUAGUCCGAGCGGUGGCCACGCCGAUAUUCACAGCAUACCGAAGGGUUGGUACGACGAUGCUUGCUCGCACGGUAUGCCCAUGGCUACGGCAGAUGGUGUUCCCGAUUGUCUCAAAGCUGUGAGGAUGCAGCUACGAACGGGAGCAAAAGUCAUCAAAAUCUGCACUUCCGGGGGAGUCUUGAGCGAGCUUGACAACCCGAUCGACCAGCAAUUCAGCGAUGAAGAGAUUCGGGCCAUGGUCGAAGAAGCCGGGCGAGCCCGCCGUGUUAUUGGCGCUCACUGUCACGGCAAGGCGGGUAUACUGGCGGCGUUGCGGAAUGGUGUAAAGACAAUCGAACAUGGCUCAUUCAUAGACGAGGAGUGUGCCGAUCUAAUGAUCGAAAAGGGCGCGAUUCUUGUCGCCACUCGCUUGAUAGUAGAGAAUGGGUUAGCGAUGAAGGAGUUCUUCCCGCCGUUCGCCUACGCAAAAAUGCUCCAAGUCGCAAACGCACAUUGGAGCGCGAUGCAACUCGCGGUGAAGAAGGGCGUCAAAAUGGCCACGGGCACCGACACCGCCGGCUCCGUUCCUGGCAGCGACACCUUAACCUUCAGCAAGGUUGGAAGAGAAUUGGCGUACCACGUCAAAGCAGGCAUGACGCCGCUGCAAGCUAUCGAAUCGGCGACGUACAUUGCCGCGCAGACAUUGGGGCCGCAGGCACCCCAAGCGGGCCUUUUGGCCAAGGGCUACGAUGCGGAUUUCAUUGCGUUGGAUGAGAGUCCGUUGGACGAUGUGGCGAUUUUGGGCGAAGCGAAGCACGUUACGCACGUUUGGAAGGCCGGGAAGCUGUACAAAGGUCCCGGACAUCCUGUUUCCAGUAUCUAG
Molecule: messenger RNA, 1320 nt
Organism: Neohortaea acidophila
Lineage: Eukaryota; Fungi; Ascomycota; Dothideomycetes; Mycosphaerellales; Teratosphaeriaceae
Exons: 4
Coding region: 1-1320 (439 amino acids)
Molecular function (GO): hydrolase activity, acting on carbon-nitrogen (but not peptide) bonds
Source: RefSeq, a predicted model, not a curated record